This is a messenger RNA of Cydia amplana, 1992 nucleotides long. It is a transcript of the gene Golgin97, whose product is annotated as golgin subfamily A member 1. Bases 124 to 1992 code for a protein of 622 amino acids. The record is from RefSeq and is a predicted model, not a curated record. NCBI's taxonomy places the organism in Eukaryota, Metazoa, Arthropoda, Insecta, Lepidoptera, Tortricidae. The transcript has 14 exons. Gene Ontology annotation, cellular component: Golgi apparatus.
UUGUCAGUUCGCGAAAAAAUUGAUUGUUGUAUAUUUAUUAGUUACAAGAUCCAUGUUUAGUGUUGCAUUUGAUACAAUUGCUUUUAUAGAUGUCAUGAUAUGCCUCGUCUAUAGCUAGGCACAAUGUUCGCCAGCUUGAAAAGCAAAAUAAAAGAGGAGACAGGCAGUGACAUAAGCAAAUUGACAAGCAGUUGGCGCACUGGUGCCUUUUUGGGCCGCAUUACAUUGAGAGAUGACUCGUCUACCGCCAGCCCCUCCAGCUCUGGGGGACAGGGAGACACAACAUCCGAUUCUAUAUCCCCACAAUUGGAGUCCUACCUAUCAGACCGCACGGGCGGGAGAGUGGACCAAGUGGCUCUGCAGCAGCAGUACUCAUCACAACUGGAAGCAAAACUGAAAGAGAGAGAUUCAUAUUGGGAACAGAAAAUAGAGGAGUUGAGACUAUCUUUGGCAUCUGUUCAAGGGGAAGAAGCAUUGGCAGCCCAGUCGGUGGCGCGGGCGGCGCAGGCCGAAGCGGCGAAAGCAGCGGCGGAGCGCGAUGCGGCGCAGAAGCAGCUGGUGGACUAUCGCGCGCGGCUAGCGGCGGCCGAGCGCGCUCAGGAUCGUCUCGACACGCUUACUGAGGAGAUGGAGGUGUUGCGGCGGGAGUGGGCCCGCGAGCGCGGCGCGGAGGCGGCGCGGCGCGGGGAGGCGGAGGCGCGCGCGCGGGACCUGGCCGACGAGCUGGCCGUCGUGCGCGCCGCCGCGCCGCCCGCCUCCACACACCACCACAUGCACGACGACGACAAACGCGAAGUAACCCCGACCGGGUGCGAGGAGUACGACCGCGUGUGUCGCGAGCGCGCCGUGCUGGCGCGACAGCUGCAGGAAGCCAAGAUGGCGCUGGCGGAUGUCAAGACCUCCUGGAGCGGACAGAUCGCCUCGCUCGAAACGCAGGUGGCGCGAUUGUCGCGCCAAGCCGGCGAAGAGGGCGCGGAACGGAGAAGGGUUGAGACCGAGAAACAAGAAAUGUACGAGAAACUUCUCAAUAUGGCGGCCGACUUGGAGAAGGCCAAGCAGAAUCUUAUCAAUAGCGAAGCGAAGGUGGCGCGGCUGAACGGCGAGGUGCACUCGCUGGCGAUGGAGGCGAAGGGCCUGCGGAGCGCCGCCAACCACGAGGGCGAAAAAACAAUGGACCUCGAGAGUCGUAUUGAAGAACUGACUGAGCAAAACCGAGAACUGUCGGAGGCGCUCGAAAACGAACGGACGCUCGUGAAGAUCCUGCGAGAGAAGAUCGACAAGUCGAACCGACUUUAUGACGAGACGAAAGUCGAAGUCAACCAUCUUAAUUCGGUGGUGACGGAUAUGCAGCACGAUUAUGUAGAUAUGCAGAGGAAGUAUGACAAAGAAAAACGUGAAAAAGACGAGGCGCUGCUACGCAACGCGCACAUGUCUCAAACGAUCGAGAUGAGCCAGUGCGACGUGCGCUACCAGGAGGCCGAGAACAACGAACUCAAGGCCAAGGUUGCUGAGCUGGAGGCGCUCGUUGCUCAGCAUAAAGAGAAUCAAGCAGCAUGUAUGAUAAUAAAGGAAAACGAUGAAUCGCGGAAAGCAGAGAUCGAGCAGCUGAACCGGAAGAUCGACGACAUGGCGGAAAGCGAAAACUCACUCAAGAAGACUAUACAAGACUUAGAAAAUGAAAUCUGUGAUAAAAAUAAGAAAAUUAAGACUUUAGACAAUCGGAUAUCUGAUAUGAAGAAAACACUACAGCGAGAACUCCAAAGUAGUAAACCUGAUCUACUGGCAGCGGAAGAACAGGACAUUAGCAGACGGUACCUGAAGCACGUGGUGCUGCGGUUCCUGACGGCGCGCGAGCUGGAGGCGCGGCAGCUGACGCGCGCGCUGGCCACGCUGCUGCGCCUCACCGCGCACGAGGAGGCGCUGCUGCGCGCCGCGCUGCCCGCCGCGCAGCGCUCCGGCCUCGCCGCCUGGCUGCCCAGCCUCAACACCUGA